This is a messenger RNA of Mesitornis unicolor (brown roatelo), 2657 nucleotides long. It is a transcript of the gene COL27A1, whose product is annotated as collagen, type XXVII, alpha 1. Lineage: Eukaryota; Metazoa; Chordata; Aves; Mesitornithiformes; Mesitornithidae. The transcript is spliced from 32 exons. The record is from RefSeq and is a predicted model, not a curated record. The annotation marks the transcript as partial. Gene Ontology annotation, molecular function: extracellular matrix structural constituent.
GGUGCCAGAGGGCCUGAUGGACCAGUAGGCGAGCCGGGGUCACGAGGUGUCAAGGGCCGACCAGGGGAGCCAGGCAAGCUGGGGCCAGACGGCCUGCAGGGGAAGAUGGGUGAGACUGGGGAGACAGGAGCACGUGGCUUUCCAGCUGUGAAAGUGAUGGCCCUUCAGAAAUGGAAACAGCUGUAUGAAAAGAGCCCUGUGUCUCUGUUUUUCAGGGGCCACAAGGACCACAGGGGCCACCUGGGCCUUUGGGAGAAGUUGGGCAUAAGGGUGAUCCUGGCCAGUUGGGAGUCCCUGGAGAGCAAGGCCUCAUUGGCCAAAGAGACUAAGGGAGAAUCAGGGCUGGAAGGGGACAGCGGGCCACCUGGGCCAGAUGGUGUCAAGGGAGACAAAGGAGACCAAGGCCUGGAAGGAGAGAAAGGAGAAAAAGGCACCGAAGGGCUGAAGGGAAAAGAGGGGCCUCCUGGAUAUCCCGGCAUCACAGGUGUCCGAGGACCAGAAGGGAAACCAGGAAAACAGGGAGAAAAGGGCAAGCCUGGCCAGAAGGGCAGCAAGGGCUACCAGGGACAGCUGGGUGAGACAGGAGCUCCAGGGAAGCAGGGGCCGAAGGGGAACCAAGGCCCUAAAGGAUCCCGAGGUACCCUGGGACCUAUGGGUGCUCCAGGAAGGAUGGGUGCUCAAGGGGAACCUGGCCUAAAGGGUUACCAGGGACAUGCAGGACCACCAGGGCCAGUUGGACCACCAGGGCCAAAGGGGGAAAAGGGAGAACAAGGUGAUGAUGGGAAGGUAGAAGGCCCACAGGGACCGCCUGGAGACAGAGGCCCCGUUGGUGACAGAGGAGAUCGAGGGGAGCCUGGAGACCCUGGUUAUCCUGGUCAAGAAGGGUUUGAUGGAGAAAGAGGAAAACCUGGACAGCAAGGCUUACCUGGGGAUCCUGGACCACCAGGCCAGCCAGGAGCAAAGGGAUCCAAAGGUGAUGUGGGUCAAAAAGGAAAGCAAGGAGCCCGGGGCAAUCCAGGGAGCAGAGGCUCACCGGGCAUCCUUGGGCUACCAGGUCCUCGAGGAGUGGUGGGAAGGCAGGGUCAAGAGGGUGCCCCCGGUGUGGACGGAGUGCCUGGGAAGGAUGGUGUGCCUGGGAUGCUGGGGGAGCAGGGUGAUGAUGGGGAAGAAGGUGUGACAGGGAUGUCGGGCAAAAGAGGCAACCCUGGUAUACCAGGACUCCCCGGGGCACAGGGACCACCAGGAUUCAAGGGUGAAAGAGGAUUGCCUGGACAGACUGGCCAAACUGGGAAGCGAGGAUCAUCAGGAGGAACAGGUCUUCCAGGGAGCCCUGGUGACCCAGGACCCAAAGGACAGCCGGGAGACUUUGGCGAGGCAGGAUUUCCAGGGAUUGCCGGCAUGUUUGGGCCAAAGGGCCCCCCAGGAGACCUUGGUUUCAAAGGCAUUCAGGGACCCCGUGGGCCGCCUGGUCUCAUGGGAAAAGAAGGAAUUAUUGGUCCGCUUGGCAUUCAGGGUCCCAUGGGAAGCCCAGGGCCUAAGGGAGACAAAGGCAGCCGUGGAGAGAUGGGUCUGCCAGGUCCAAGGGGUCCUCCAGGCCCACGAGGACACCCUGGCCCUCCGGGACCACCAGGAAUUCCAGCCGCGUUUCAGCAAGACGACUUUGGGGCAGCUUUCCGGACACUAAUUGACUCCAACACAGCGCUCAAGAUGGAGGGCUAUCAACAUCCAGACUUUCUCAUGCUGGACCACGGAGGGGAGAUCUUUAAGACUCUACACUACCUCAGCAACCUCAUUCAGAGCAUCAAAAGACCCCUGGGAACCAAGGAAAACCCUGCACGCAUCUGUCGAGACCUCAUGAACUGUGAACAGAAGAUGAACGAUGGUACCUACUGGAUUGACCCAAAUCUUGGCUGUUCCUCAGACACCAUCCAGGUCAUCUGUAACUUCACCAAUGGCGGGCAGACGUGUCUCAGCCCCAUCACCGUCUCCAAGCUGGAUUUUGACAUCGGUCGAGUCCAGAUGAACUUCCUCCGCCUGCUGAGCUCAGAGGUGGUGCAGCACAUCACCAUCCACUGCCUCAACACCUCCGUCUGGCGAGAGGGCUCCUCCGAGAAACCUUCCGAAAAAGCCGUGCGCUUCAGGGCCUGGAACGGGCAGAUGUUUGAGGCGGACGGGCAGCUCAGGCCAGAAGUGGCAGCUGAUGAUUGCAAGAUCAAGGAUGGACGCUGGCAUCGGACUCUCUUUUCGUUUCGGACGCAGGACCCUCAGCAGCUGCCAAUCGUCAACAUCUACAACCUCCCCCCAUCCGAGCCAGGAAAGCAAUAUCACCUCGAGGUCGGCCCUGUCUGCUUCCUUUGAACAAAGCCACCGAAACCGGGCUCCGAGGCUUUGACCCCGUGUUCGGCCUCUGUCUCCACGCAGGCUCUCCCGCCUCCCUGCAGCUAGGACAGCUGGGCUGUAUCUUUUGGGUCAACUCUUGCUCUAGCUCAAGGUCUCAAGGAACCCGUGAUCUACUGAACUCAGCAGAUGGUUUAAGGAGGAGUAACACGGACGCAGGGGAAGUGGGUCUCAGUCGGGACGUGAACAGCAAAAAGGGAUCAGGGGAUGAGAUGUUGCAAGCGGUUCCACACACAAAGCUUUUUCCAUGACCAAAGAAA